This is a messenger RNA of Olea europaea var. sylvestris, 1661 nucleotides long. RefSeq lists its product as uncharacterized. The transcript is spliced from 4 exons. The record is from RefSeq and is a predicted model, not a curated record. Lineage: Eukaryota; Viridiplantae; Streptophyta; Magnoliopsida; Lamiales; Oleaceae. Bases 32 to 1252 code for a protein of 406 amino acids.
CUAUGAAAUUUUACAGCUUGAAAACCCUUCUAUGGCUACCGAUCCCAUGGAUCCACAUUACGAACAAAUUCUCAGAGAUGAGGUAACUUAUCUCCAUUCUCUCUGGCACCGGGGCCCACCUAGACCUGCCCCAGCCUCUCCCGUCCCCGCCCCCGCCCCCGCCCCGGACAGCCUUCACCCUUCCAGUACCACACAAUUCAAGAAGGAGAAAAAACCCAGACGCAGAAGAGGCCGAAAAAACAAACAGAAGCUGAAAAGCCCUAACCCAGAAUCUAAACCUUCCGCCGGGACCGAAUGGCCAUGCGCCUCACCUCCGGCACCCACAGCCGACUGGGUUCCUUUCGAAACACCUUCCAAUCAAACACCUAAUUUAAUUUCCCCCGGAGCACAGGAGAUAUUUUGGGCUAAACAAGCCCACCAGAAGGCUUUGGGGGCUGUAACUGAGUUUAUCAGAUCCAAAUAUAUUGACGACGACGGUGAUGUCAUUGAUAGUAGCGACGGGGAUGAUGAUUUGAUGGGGGAUGAUGAUGGGCCUGUUGGGUAUAGCUUCUUCGUCAAGUUGUACAUGGAGGACGUUGAGUUGAGGGAAUAUUACAAGAAGAAUUACGCAAAUGGCGAGUUCAUUUGUUUGGUGUGUGGUGCAGUAGGCGGCAAGAAGACUUGCAAGAGGUUUAAGAAUUGUGUGGCGCUUGUGCAGCAUUCUAUUACCGUAGCUAGGAUAAAGAAGCACGCCCACAGGGCCUAUUCUCAGGCCAUUUGCAAGAUUCUUGGUUGGGACAUUAAUAGACUUCCUUCCAUUGUUUCGUCCUUGGCAGAUAAAUCAGUUGAAGUGCAGGGGAAUUUUAAUAAUGGUGACUAUAGUUCAAUUGUCCUUGUCAACAAUGGCGAAAUUGUCCCAGGAGGAUCUAUAGCUCCCGAACCUUUUCCGGAUGAAGGCCAACAAAACAUGAAUUCUUUGACAUCUCCCAAUGCCAAUGAAAAGGAAGAUCUUGGCAAGGUGGUUGCUGAUAAAGUGGAUGAGCCUGUGAAAGACCUUUUCAAGGUGAUUGCAGGUAAUGCGGACGAGCCUGUGGAAGAUCUUGACUGGGUAGUUGCAAAUAAUGUUGAUAAGCCUGCAGAGGGGGCUACUGAGACAUUCGAUAUAAAUACCGCCGCAGAACCCUGUCACUGUCACACUCCCAAAUCCCCUCCUCAUCCUCCUCGUCCUCCACAGCGGUGGUUGAUUCGCUGCCACCAACAAGACAACCUUUAAGCUAUGAAAUUGACGAGGAUGAAUACGAAGUAGGAGAAGAGGAAAUUGAGGCCGAAGUUGAAGAAGAAUUAGCUGAAGAAGAAGAUGAAUUUGGAGAAGACUUGACUUAAGCUGGAAGAAAAUCAUCAAAAUGGCCAACUUUCAUGGAACUUGAACCAAAAUACCUUUUGGGAUUUUUCAUCUUAGAUUUUUUUCCUCCAUAUAAUGUUCAUAGAAAGCUAAGAUGUAGUUUCAUAUUAUGUUUAUAGAAAGAUAAAGAUGUAGUUCAGAAUCAUUACAUGUUUUCAGAGAGGAGUUCGAGAUAAGUAGUUGUCUGUUGGCUACAUUAUAAACUGCAUUACUACUGUUAUUUUAUUUUAUUUUAUGUAGGAAUAUGGAUUAAAGUUUUCAAAGGCUAACCUUUCUGUCA